AUGAUUGUUCCAACGGCAUCUACCGCAUGCACAAGUCUAGGCCAAGCGUUCGCGCGACUCCUGGACUUUUAUUUGUCUGAGAACAAAGACCAUUGGGCAGAGAUUCAAAAGAUUGCCCACCACGAUACCCCGGAGGCAUUCGAGAAGCCGCCCACACCCGCAUUUGGGGUCCUUCGAGCCGUGAACAUCGAGAACGCCACUGUCGUCGAUGGGGAGAGGCAGAUUCCGGUGAAAAAGGGCGAUACUAUUUUUGCCGACUUCGUCACCGCCAAUACCCGCUGGAGAUCAAACUUGACCGCCCCGAUAGCUCCUAUAUUCACCAAGGAUAUGUGGGGACACGUGUCUCGGUCGACUUAUCGUCAUGAUUUCAUGGUGCAAUUGGGUGCCUUUGCCAGACUGAAGAACCUACGUCGCGCUCCAGGGCCCGCUGGACAACUGAAGGCUACAACUGUCAAUGGGGCUUUCCCGGUAUAUAUGAAUGAGGACUGGUCGGAGUGGACGCCAUUCCCUGCCAAUAUGAAGGUUCAGUUCGACGGAUUUUAA
Messenger RNA from Penicillium canescens, 543 nucleotides. RefSeq lists its product as uncharacterized. The transcript is spliced from 4 exons. NCBI's taxonomy places the organism in Eukaryota, Fungi, Ascomycota, Eurotiomycetes, Eurotiales, Aspergillaceae. Bases 1 to 543 code for a protein of 180 amino acids. The record is from RefSeq and is a predicted model, not a curated record.